UGCAACUGUAAAAGUACUAAAAGCAGAAAAGUCGUUAGAAGUGUGGUGUGACAGUUGCGAGAAGAGAACAGAAUAACUGUUGAGUGGAAUGAUAAAUGGUGAUUUCAUUUUUCAUAAUCUUUAUAUAUUAGUUAGCUGCUUCUGUAAAAAUAUGCUAUAUCUGUUAUUUGUUGUUAAUAUUUUUCUUCUUCUUUGGCUCAUCGUCUUCCUAUUGGAGAUGGAUAACCAAGAUCAGGGACGAACUCGCACACGCACUCCAGGUCUCAAGGGUGAUGAUGAUCAUGGAGUUCAUGCAUGGCACAGCGGCAGCUCUGGAGCCGUUGAAGAUUCCAACCCUUCAGAUAAGGAACACCUUUCUGAUAAUGAUCCUCACUCACUAGCCGAAGAUGUAAAAGUAACAGAUGAUGACCAAAUGCAAGAUCCUAGUAUUUUGCAAGGAGAAAGGGAUUGGAAAGGAAAGAUGCCGGAGUUGCAAGCAGAAAAGCCAGACUCUCAUGUGGAGACACUGCAUAAAUCUACAAAUGAUGUUCAAGUAGAGUCUGAUGAUGCUUGUGAAAGUUCACAACAGAUUACUUUACCUACAACUGAAACAAGUGGUGGUAUCAGGUUGGACAAUAACGAGAACGCAGAUAAAAGUACACUAUCAGGUGCUCAAGAUAAUGAAAUGGGAACAAGUUCCAGAGCAAACAAAGAAUGUGACGAUACUCCUUCUGUUGAGAAUUUGUCUGGAAAUAGUGAUGUGUUACCUCCUUCAUCUGUACCUCACACUUUUAACGAUAAUGGUAUCAACCGUGGAAGUUUGGACGGAAACCAGGGCUCUGAUUCAGGGACAAUAGAGGUUAUAGAAAUAUUUGCUGAGAUGACAGACAGCGACGGUAUCAUACUGCACUCGCCUGUACAUAGUUUUAUACCGAUGGGAAAUGCCAAUAGAAGUAAUGAGCCUGAGUCAUCUGCAAAUGAAGCUGUGAGAGUAGAAGCUGUAAAUCCUCCUACUGUUACCGACUCAGAAAAUGCCACAGUGAGGAGAGGAUUCAAUUGGGCAUCAUGUCUAUGCUGUUGCUUAGGUGGAGAUCGGUAGCUGUGUUCGUCUCCAAUUUCACUCUGAAUUUUGACAUCGAUAUACUGUUUGCAAUCUAUCAAUUGUUCUUUGGUCACUCUUUUGUGGAUUUCUGUGGUUGUAUAUCUUGAGGAUCUUUGGUUUACUUUACAUGUCAAUCUUCUGUUUCAUUUUGAACAAAUUUAGCAACUAGGUAUACAUUUCAUGUCAUGCUACAGAUUUUUUACUAUCUUACAUUUCAAGGAAAUGGGGGUUAUACUUCAAAUACUACUUUUUCACCCACUUUGUUCAUUUUAAAAGAACGAAAUAUAUAAAAAUUACAAUACUAAAAAAGGAAUAGAC
Vigna radiata var. radiata (mung bean) is the source of this 1399-nucleotide messenger RNA. RefSeq lists its product as uncharacterized. The transcript is spliced from 4 exons. The record is from RefSeq and is a predicted model, not a curated record. Bases 89 to 1078 code for a protein of 329 amino acids. Lineage: Eukaryota; Viridiplantae; Streptophyta; Magnoliopsida; Fabales; Fabaceae.